This is a messenger RNA of Cataglyphis hispanica, 3038 nucleotides long. Its product is annotated as progestin and adipoQ receptor family member 4. The record is from RefSeq and is a predicted model, not a curated record. Gene Ontology annotation, cellular component: membrane. Gene Ontology annotation, molecular function: signaling receptor activity. The coding region runs from base 235 to 1131 and encodes 298 amino acids. The transcript has 5 exons. Lineage: Eukaryota; Metazoa; Arthropoda; Insecta; Hymenoptera; Formicidae.
CAACCUCGUAGGCGACCCCGCAUCUCCGUCGCGUACGAGACAGAGUCUCGCCACCGUCAGCCACCGUAGGGACGGAUAAUCCUCUCCUCUCUUUCCGGGGACGUUCUUGGAUCCUCGCGCUGCACGACGCCGUUUCGGGCCGACGAGCAACCGCGCCAUGCGGUGCCGGCCUCGCCGCACCAGGACACCGACACGGACGGGCCGCAGCGUCAGCAAGACGACGACGGAGCGAGCAUGCACGGCGGCACCGAGGCCGUCGUGCAUCGGCAGGAGACGCCGGCCAAGGUCCUGCUGCUGCGACGAUGGAGCGACAUGCCGCGUCAUCUCCAAUUCAAUCCGCACAUCCACACCGGUUACAGGCCGCUCAUGACUAUCCGCCAAUGCCUCGGUAGUCUCUUCUACAUCCACAACGAGACCGUUAACAUCCUGACGCACGGAUUCGCUAUCCUCUACAUGUUACUGACCGUACCGCAUUUACUUCCAUGGAACACAAAAGGAACGCUCGUAGGAAUUCUGUCCUGGUGUCACUUGAUUGGCGCCGUUAGCCCGUGGGUUGGCUCCUUCCUGUACCAUCUCUUCAUGAACGUCAACUACGACGAAGUCUUCUACAGAACACUGCUAAAAGUCGAUAUGGUCGGCAUUUGGCUAUGUCAGAGUUUCGGAGCUAUACCGAUGAUAGCAGCAGCAGUUCAUUGCCUCGCCGAUAACGUCUGGUAUUGCUGCAUUUUUAUUUACUGCACCCUCAGUAUUUGGGGACUUUUAAAGGCGAUGACUGCGGGAUCACCGUGGGAAAGACGUUUAUGUUUUGCUCCUCCCUUUCUAAUGAGGAUGUUGGUCAUGACAUUGAGGUGUUUCGGCAUCGGUGGCGGAUCACCCGACGCUCUUAUUCAUAUAAUAUUACAGGAUCUCGUAGCUGUGAUAGGUGCAACCAUCGGCGCUCUUCGCAUUCCAGAAAAGUGGAUUCCCGGCAGAUUGGAUCUAGUACUAAAUUCCCAUAAUGUGAUGCACGUAAUGGUCGUCCUGGCUGUAUGCUCCAUGCAUACCGCUACUUUGAAGGACCUCGCCUGGAUAUCCGAUCCAUCUACGUGCACUAGAGCAAGCUAUUCUCCUUUGGAACGCGAAGAACUGUGAUUAAAAUGUGAAACGCGACGGUUUGCUGCAGUCUGUGAUAAACCGAGCCUAUAACAACUGGCGAUUAGUCGAGCGCUUCGACACUUGGAGACCAGAAAGUGUGCUUACUUCUACAUAUAAUAUAAUAGAUAAAUCUAUAAGUAUAAAGAGAAAUAUUAUAUAUAUAUUAUAUUAUAUAAUUAUAUAUAUAAAUAUAUAUAAUAUAUUAUAUAUUAUAUGUAUAUGACAGAAAAUUUAUAAUACAGAGUUAUUUAAUUUAUUAUGUGAUCAUCGCAGAACGGCUUGAGUACAAUCAUGAGUACAAAGUACAUACGGUUACUUAUAUCAUAUCAAAUAUCAAUCGUAUGAUAAUUGGAAAUUUAUCUAUAUCUAUAUUCAAUUUGUCUAUAGUUUUUCUGCUUCGAACAAUAGAUAAAUUAAUAAAAGUGAUAAACUGGCGGAUUUGAUGGGAAUGAGAAAGAAGUAAGCCUAUAUUAAAUGAAUAAGUAAUUUAUUUUAAAAUAUCUGUGCUAUGGACGAUAAAUAAUUGGGAAAAAAUUGUUUUUCAUAUAUCUUUCAGUUUUAACGAAGCAGAUUCAUUUAUAUCUUAAAUGCAUAAAAUAUUUUUGUCAGACAGUGAGAACAUAUAUUGCAUCAAGACUUCUUUCAUCUCUAGUUUCUGAAAAAUCUCAAAAUCAGUUUGCAUUGUAUAAGUUUUAGAUUUCUUUCCAUACCAGCAUUUGAACACAUUUUUUUUUUAUAUAUUUAAAUGCAAUUUUAUUGUUAUUGAGAGAAAUUAAAUCAUAUUUUAACGAUACAAAAAAAUAAUAAUUAAUAUAUCUUUAUAUAGUAUAUAUAAAGGGAGAAAAAGAAAAAAUGCAAAGAGAUUAAAACUCAAAGCAUUAGAAAUGAAUUUUACGCAAAAUAAAUAUUUAUCAGUCACAUCCUCUUACUAAUUCUUUACAUAGUUGAUUCCUUGAGAAUAAGAAUUUAUUAAAAGAAGUUAGAAAUUUAAUAGUAAAUUGUAUGUACUUUAUCAAUACAUAGCGGGAGAAAGUAUAUACUAGCGGUUAUAUCUGGAAAGCAAUAUAAACAUGUAUAAUAAGAAAUAUGUUUAUUGUUAUAACGCAAUAAUUCCAGAGUCUGCAUCUCCUCGCGUCCAAAGACAAAAAUUUAGCAUAGGUGAUACACGAGAGUUCAAGUUUGAAAUAUUUAAAAAGAAUAACCCUGAAUAUUAUCGUUAUUUCUUUAAAAUAUAUUUAAACGUGAACAUACAAAUAACCUGUCUGGUGUAAUUUAAUUGUUAAAGAUUAACAAUUAAAUUAAAGAUAAUUAAAGAUUAAUAAGAGUUGCAAAUCAAUGUUUCGCACAUUAUUGUAACGUAUUUUGCCGCGUAAAAAUGUUAUUAGCAACAUAGAUUGCGUCAUAAUUUUAUCUGAAGAAGUGUUCAAGUGAGUAAAAUGAAGAAAUAAUAAAGCGUAGACCAUGAACGUAGAGCGUAUGAAAUACAAUCUCUUACAUGCUUUUAAAAAAAUCAUACGUGUGCGUAUGUGAAUUAUAUACAUAUUUGAAAUAUAUAUAUUUAUCAAAAUUAAUCGACACAUGUAGUAAGCAAAUUUUAAUAUAACAAAGUAUUAAAUUGCAAAAAUCUUAUAAAUGUGGCAAGUUUUUUCUUCUUGCUUUUCUUUUCUUUUAUUCUAUUUUAUUUAAAUAUCGUGGACUAGAGGAUAUUAUCAGACGCAAUGCUGUCGCGCAGUUGCCUAUCUUAUAGCGGCCCAAAACAAAGACCACUCCCUGAAAGUCAUCUUAUGAAUCUUAAACCCUGUAUAUUAUAUUUCGGAAAAUUUUUGAACUCUCGUGCCGAGUUGGAAUAAGCAACAGAUAUUUGUGUGGGUUGGUAAAAAAAAAUAAAAUAAAAUUACAAAUUU